CUUCAAUGGAGGAACCAAAAUUACAGAGAAAAUCCAUUCCGAUGAAGAAAACUCUCGGCCGUCAAAAGAUCGAAAUCAAGAAGCUAGAGAAGAAGAGCAGCAAACAAGUGACGUUUUCGAAGCGCCGUGCCGGACUUUUCAAGAAGGCCGGCGAGCUUUCUGUGCUCUGCGGAGCAGAGGUUGCCAUCAUCGUCUUCUCUCCGAAUGAUAAGGUUUUUUGUUUCGGUCAUCCGAAUGUUGACGUGCUUUUGGAUCGGUAUCUGACCGGGAAUUUGUCACCGCCGAAGCCGGCGGAGAGUUACGUUCCUGUAGCGGAGUUUAAUCGCGAUUUUGCCGAUUUAGUAUUGGAGUUCGAAGCGGAGAAGAAGCGAGCAGAGGAAUUGAUUCAGGCAUCGGAGGAGUCAAGAAAUAGCGGCGGAUUUUGGUGGGAGGAGGCGGUGGAAGGGAUGAGGUUGGAGGAAUUGAAGGAGUUCCGAUCGUCAUUGAUGGAUUUGAGAGCUAAAGUGGCGGAGAAAGUCGAGAAAUUGACGGCGGUUAGAAUCGGAGGACCUCUGUUACCAGCGCUACCGCCACCGCCACCGCCGAUGAUGCCGCCGUCGUUUCACCUUGCCGGGAACCACCAUGUCGCGACGGGAUUAGGAUUUUUUUAGAUUUUUUGAGUUA
Cucurbita maxima (winter squash) is the source of this 663-nucleotide messenger RNA. RefSeq names its product agamous-like MADS-box protein AGL62. Lineage: Eukaryota; Viridiplantae; Streptophyta; Magnoliopsida; Cucurbitales; Cucurbitaceae. Gene Ontology annotation, molecular function: protein dimerization activity; RNA polymerase II cis-regulatory region sequence-specific DNA binding; DNA-binding transcription factor activity, RNA polymerase II-specific. The record is from RefSeq and is a predicted model, not a curated record. Gene Ontology annotation, biological process: regulation of transcription by RNA polymerase II. The transcript has a single exon. Bases 6 to 650 code for a protein of 214 amino acids.